Coccidioides immitis RS is the source of this 524-nucleotide messenger RNA. Its product is annotated as proline rich antigen 2. The record is from RefSeq and is a predicted model, not a curated record. Bases 1 to 375 code for a protein of 124 amino acids. NCBI's taxonomy places the organism in Eukaryota, Fungi, Ascomycota, Eurotiomycetes, Onygenales, Onygenaceae. The transcript is spliced from 3 exons.
AUGAAGUUCUCUCACACCCUCGUUGCUUUGGCCGCUGCCGGCAUCGCCAGCGCCCAGAUUCCAAAUAUCCCACCUUGCGCCCUCAUGUGCUUCAUCGAUGCUCUCGGCAACGACGGGUGCGAGAAGUUGACCGACUUCAAGUGCCACUGCGCCAAGCCCGAACUUCCAGGAAAGAUCACGCCUUGCGUUGAAAAGGCCUGCCCCAACAUUGAAGCCCGCAUCUCCGUCUCCAACAUCGUUGUGGACCAAUGCUCCAAGGCCGGUGUCCCGAUUAGCAUCCCACCAGCGGAUACUCGCACUCCCACCCAACCUGCGAGCACCAGCCCUAGCACUCCUCAGCCAACUGCCUGCAUUCCCAAGCGCCGCCGUGCAUGAACACGAGGAAGAUAGGAGUUGAGGUCUCCACAGUGACGGUUGUCCCGUUGGGGGAGUUUUCUUUCUUGUGCGACAGAUCCACGCUAUCUGCCACUCUGUAAAUAGUAAUCAUCAAGGCAUAAUACAAAUGCACGGAUUUACAUGCACUA